Messenger RNA from Coniophora puteana RWD-64-598 SS2, 444 nucleotides. RefSeq lists its product as uncharacterized. The record is from RefSeq and is a predicted model, not a curated record. The annotation marks the transcript as partial. Lineage: Eukaryota; Fungi; Basidiomycota; Agaricomycetes; Boletales; Coniophoraceae. The transcript has a single exon.
AUUUAUACCUAUCCUCUGGCAGCUCAGGUUCAGGCUGCCUUUGGCGACAAAGAGAAUGCCAAGGCACUUAGCUAUCGUGCACAGAGGACCCAUGAGCUUCUCAAUUGUCUAUUCACAGACAAGUCUCAGAUACCAGUCUUUACAGAUUAUAUUGAAGGAACCAAUUAUCUCAAGGCAGUACUUGACGGCAAGAUAUCUGAUGAUGACAUUGUCAUUAUGUCUUCACUCAAUGGCGCGCAGCUAAUUGAUUCUCAACAAUCAGACAUGACCAUCUACAUAUGGAUUAUCCUCAAUUAUUCUCCUGACAAGAGUUACAAGAAGAAGUGUGUCCUCAUUGGAGGAAUUAUCCCUGGGCCUAACAAGUCAUCGAACCUCGAGUCUUUCUUAUUUUCCGGGUUUCAUCAUCUCUCUGCUCUUCAGCGAGAAGGCCUACCGAUAUGGAAC